AUGAGGCUUUGCUGGUACGGUUCGCUUGGCCAACGAGGACCGCGACGCUUUGGCUCUCAGAAUGCUAUCGAUGCCGCGGCGACUGGCCCUUCGCCAUCCGAGACCAGGUACCUGCAGCCGAGGCUAGACUUCGAUAUCCGAGCAGCAGCAAGGUCGGCCAUCGAGGCCAUGAACAAGAAGUUCUAUUCCUCCGCGCAGGCAAUCUGGUCGCCAGGUGACCCGUGGUGGCUCAGCGGCGUAGCUCUCACCGCUGUCAUAGACUACAUGCGCAAGACAGGUACCGGCGAUUACCUGGGUCAAGUUGAGAACAUAAUCCGGGUACAGAGAACCCAACAUCCGCAGAACGGUGGCGAGUUCCGCGCCGACUCGACUGACGAUACGGGAUGGUGGGGGCUCGCCAUGAUUCGGAUGUACGACCUGACGGGCAACAGCACCUACCUCAACAUCGCGACCGAGGACGAGACCUUUAUGUACAAAUACUGGACUUCCUUCCCUUGCGGUGGUGGAAUAUAUGUCGACACCAAAACCAAGACAUACAAGAACGCCAUCGCAAACGAGCUCUACAUCAAGCUCGCGGCCUCCCUGCACAACCGCAUCGCCAACGAUACCAAGUACCUUUCUCGAGCGGAAACCGCCUGGACCUGGUUCCAAAGAUCGGGCAUGAUCAAGGGCGACAACCUGAUCAACGAUGGACUAGCCGCUUCCAGCAACGGGGCCUGCUACAACAAUAGGCUGCCCGUCUGGACCUACAACCAAGGCGUCAUUCUCGGCGCCCUCGUCGAACUCUACCGUGCCACCUCCUCCGAGAGCUACCUGACCUCGGCCCGCGCCAUCGCCGACGCGGUCCUCUCCAACGACGGCAGCACCAAUCCGCAGCUCAGCUCCCCAUACGACGGCGAAGGCGGCGGGGGCGUCCUGACGGAGGCGUCCUGCAAGCCCGACGAGCCGGACGGGUGCAACCAUGACCAGCAGGUCUUCAAGGGCGUCCUGGCGUACAACCUGGCCGAGCUCGACGCGGCCGUCCCGGACGGCAGCCGGCCUUACCGGGCGUACCUGGAGCGGAACGCCCAGAGCGCGUACGUCAACGCGCGGGAGCAGGCGACAGACCUGUACGACGUCGGCUGGGCAGGGCCGCCCUUCAGGAACUCGACAAUCGGGAAGCAGGCGAGCGCGGUCGGGCUGCUGGUCGCUGUGGUCUGA
Molecule: messenger RNA, 1200 nt
Organism: Thermothelomyces thermophilus ATCC 42464
Lineage: Eukaryota; Fungi; Ascomycota; Sordariomycetes; Sordariales; Chaetomiaceae
Product: glycoside hydrolase family 76 protein
Exons: 4
Coding region: 1-1200 (399 amino acids)
Biological process (GO): carbohydrate metabolic process
Source: RefSeq, a predicted model, not a curated record